Messenger RNA from Porites lobata, 6189 nucleotides. The record is from the annotation of a GenBank genome assembly. NCBI's taxonomy places the organism in Eukaryota, Metazoa, Cnidaria, Anthozoa, Scleractinia, Poritidae.
CGGACCUUCUCUUUCUCAGACUCAUGUCGUCAGAUGGAAUGGAAAGCAGACCAAACUUUGGACGGAAAACGGCUAAGAAAUCAUGUAAUUCGCAGGGUUGUCGCUGUUGACAAGGAUAUCUGUGACAUAAGUUGCUUCUGGGAACCAAACUGUGUUAGUUUUAACUUUCAGAAGUCUAUGAGCAAAUGUGAGCUGAAUAACUCUACCUUUGAAGAACAACAGGAUAAGCUGGAGACAAAUUAUGAUUACCUUUACCGAGGAGCUAUCGUAAGUGAAAGACUUUAUGAAUUACAAUCAAAAUAGACCAAGUUAAGUACGGCAGGGAAAUUGACGACCAAUUUUCGCACCGCGGCCAUGGCGGCCAUUGUAGGAAUUACACUAUAUCCCUGUUUCUAAACACGUAUGAAUCAAAAGAAUAUUGGUAAUAAAAAAUAAUUUGUUGAUAGCGGAGCCUCCAUUGCUAUAAAAACUGGAAACGUAUCUAUGCGAGAAAAUUUGGUUAUGCCGUCAGCGUUUACCCUCCGACGCCCGUCCUUACAGACUGACAGAGACAGACUAAGUAGACACUAUUUCCACUCCUCCUCCCCUAGAGAGUUUUUUUUGUAACUGCCUAUUGCUUCCAAAUGGCUUUAGAAAUGAAAAGCUGUAGUUUGGAAGAUUUUUUCUACCACUGUGAUCGAACUAUAGAAAAAAAAUGCAUAGUGAUUUUUUCUUGUAAACACUCGACUUUAAGCUUGCUGAGUUUUUUUUAUUUCAGGUCGACGUGUUUGCAGGAUAAUAGGAAGCUUAUAGUACGGAGAAACGACAGCGAUGGCGCUUAUUCCUUCUCUUUUAAUUGGACAAAUAUUGGCAAAAUUUUCUGGUGAAUUCCAGAAGACUUUAUUGAAGUUCGAAUUCAGGAAAAGAAAAGAAAAAGUUGUUAUCUUGUGUCCGCGUCCUUCACAAAACGUGAAAUUUUAAGGUACCUUUGCGUCGUAGUCGUGCAGUGCACGCUCGUGCAAAGUUGUUGCUUUGCUAAUCAAACCUAUUGAUUUUUUGCCGUUCUCGCUGUCGUCGCCGUUCCUUGCUUAAGGUCCCUAUUUUUCUUUAUAAGGUAAACUGAUGCUGAAGGCCCUUAAAGUUAAAGGGAACCUCCACUCUUACUACAGAAUAAGUUUAAAUCGAAUAAAAUUAUGUUGAUAACAAAUUUGUUCGAAAUCUGUCCUUAAAAAAAGUGUUUAUAUCAGGAAAAGUGAAUUUUAAAAUUGCUUAUUUUCACUUUCAAAUUUCGCGGGCGCCGCCAUCUUGAAUAAUUGUGGCGUGUUAUGGUUGCUCUAUUGUUCUGACACAAAGAGCUUUUGCUUAAUAACAAUAGGGCAACCGUAACACGUCACAAUUAUUCAAGAUGGCGACGCCCGCAAAAUUUGAAAACAAAAAUAGGCGAAUCUAAAAGUUAUUUCUUUCGGAUACAAACGCUUUCUUUAAAAAUAUUUUAGAUUGACUUGACUGUAACAGUUAUUUCCUGUGACUUAAAGUUAUCUUUUUGUUGAAGUGGAGGUUCCCUUUAAGUAAGGAUUUGAAGAUUUCAUUUUAAUGCCUUAGAGUUUACUAGUUUAAAGUUAAUUGCUUUUGUUAUUAUAAAAGGAGGCUCCGCUUUUAGCCCUGGCUAAAUCUAUACAUUAUAUGAGGGCCUCCGUCUUAUAUGUUGCUAAUAUCUAAAGUAUUUUAUAUGUAUGAUGUCUCUAGUGAUUCUGCGCCGCCUAGCAUCAAUGACAUGUUGAUGCUCCCAAGAAAAGUUCCCAAAUACAACACCCGAUUCUCUUCAGCUAGUAAUUUUCAUAGGAAACACUCUCAACUAAAUCCUCACAAAAACUUCUUUAGCUAGCAUCGGGGCUAAAAUUUGGAACAGUGAACAUUAUGGGCCAGUUAUUUGAACGGAGUUUAGCCAGUGUUCUACUGUUCUAAGCCACCUCCAGUUUGCCGAACGCUUUUAUGUAAACACCAUUUAUGGUCGUGAAAAGUUUCGUGCAAGCACAAAGCGUUGACUAGAAACGCAGUUAUCCUCUCAAAAUAGCCCACAAAGAAAGAGAUGUGGAGGUUCAAAAUUUCCUAAACCGCGGUCUUAGUUGCAAGGAUUUCGUUAUAACCGACCCCAUAGCAGCUUUUAAUGCUCUGUACCAGAUACCAUUUUACACUUCUUAAUUAGACUCAUUUAGGGUUCGUUCGAUUGGGAAAUCUGGAUUUAGAUUUUAAAAUCCGGAUUUCGGAUUUUCAAUCGAACGUGAAAUCCGAAAUGGAUUUCAACGCUGAGAUGUCUGUUUUUGGAUUUUCAUUAUUACCGUUUGAUUGGGAAAUCCGAAAAAGGAUUUGAAAAACUGUCCUUAAGAACAGCGGUCUUGCACGUGCACGCACAAUUAGCAAAAAGAAGACCGUUGUUCACGAGAGCAGUUUUGCAAAUCCUUUUUCGGAUUUCCCUUUCGAACGGUAAAAAGGAAAUCCAGGAAAUCCGGAUUUGGAUUUCUCAAAAUUGACAUCCACCCUAGGGACGGAUUUCUCGGAGGUGAAAUCCGUUUACGGAUUUCGUGUUCGAUUGCAAAAUCCGAAAUCCGUAUUUCCCAAUCGAACUCAACCUUAAUGUUUAAACUAUGAGAAAAGUUUCAACACUCCAAACCUGGAAAUCAGUUUGUUCACCUAUUAAUAGUUGUUAAAGUACAUGUAAGGGAUCUAUGAUUAUCAAUAAAACCGCUAGGAAUGAAGAACGCAGCUAUUUUUUCAGAAGAAAGUAUUUAGUUCUGAUCGCCUCAUUUUUUCUGCCCUAGAACGCAUGUGUGAGUAAUCUUUGUAAAAACCAAGCAACCUGUCAAACCGGUUUUACAGCCAAAGGAUACCGCUGUUUGUGUACUGCUGGUUUCAAAGGAGAAUACUGCGACAUUGGUGAGUUUCUAUUCUUGAGUAACAAUGUACAAUCUGUAUUCAACCAAUUAUACAAUUAUGUCGAAUCGAUAAUUUUAAUAGCAUCGUCAAGAUUUGCAAGAGUAGACGCAAAAGUAUGGCAGCGCUUAAUUCAUUAUCGUCCUCGAAUAAACGCCGCACCCAAUCAAAAGAUUGUGGCGCUCAUACCGACCAAAGGGUUCCCCCGAGCGCGUACUUGCAGGCUAUAACAUAAAUGCUCUCUCUGCCAGAUCUGGGUAGUACUUCUAAUUGGUUGAAUAGAUUUUCAACUAGGUCCAAUCAGAAGCACUACCCAGAUCUGGUUAGUGACACGUCAUCAGUAUGGAAUUUCUGCGCUCGCUGCUCAGACGUCAUUUCCGGGGAAAAAGUGGUGGCGUCGCGAAAUGUCGAUUGUUUUCUUAACUACAUUAUUUUUAUUACUCCUGUCUUUAUUUUAUUUUAACUACGUGUAGUAAUUUUUAAUUUUUAUAAUUUUCUAGAUGUAGACGAGUGCGCCACUGGAACAAACAAGUGCCGUGCCAAUACGUUCUGCACAAAUAACGAAGGAUCUUACAUCUGCACUUGUAAUCCGGGAUACUAUGGAGAUGUAGAAAACUGUGAACCGAGUGAGUCUAAAGCAUUUUCAUGAGUUGUAGGGAGAUAUUGAUCCAUUUUUACCCUUAAAUAAACCGUAAAAUCUUUUCUUUGGACUUACUUUCGGGACGGACUAUAAAUUACUGAUGUUGUUACUUAUAAAAGUUUAUAAUUGUUGCUCCUGUAAUUUGCCUUAUUUUAAUCGUCUGUACACAUAUUCUAAAUAACUCACGACAAGCUUUUCUAGCUGUUAUCAAUGCUAAUGAUUCUUUCCAUUAAAAUAUGAACAAUAAUUUCCCGUAAAAAUUUAGGGCAAUAAGAAAAUGAACGAUCUGAAAUGUCUUUUUAAAGCCGUCACCUUACUUCCCAUAUUGUAGUAAUUAAACUUUUGUAAAUUAAAUAACCAUGUUUAAUACCAGUUAAUUUUUUUGUUUAAUUUUCUUUUGGCGUAGUUUCGACGUGCAAGGACAUUUUUGACAAAAACAUGUGAGUUGCCAAACAUUAUUCGUAGUUUUUGCAUUAAAAUGUUGAAGCUGUCAGAGUUUGAUAGAUAUGCCAAAGGGGAACGCCAAACUACAACUAAAAAGAGGCUAAGACAAAUUAAAACAUACGACAUGCGGUGACAUGCGGUGGCCCGCCAGACCAAUCCAGUUGUAAAAUAAUAAUAAUAAUAAUAAUAAUAAUAAUAAGAAGAAGAAGAAGAAGAAGAAGAAAGGUGCUCAGUGUAUGAACAGAAUGAUUGACUUGAGUGACUGACGCUCUAGGUGCAUGGUUUGCGCCCGGCUGAUGCACAAAAAGAACACCAGCAAAGACUGUGAUAAUAGAGACAAUAAUAAUAAUAAUAAUAUGCUCCUCACCGAAAAUUUCGAGAAAAUGCUAAUAUCUUAUUUUCAAAAUUACCCGACCGUCCAGACGGCCAAUUUUGACCUCUGGAAAUCACCUAAGGAUUCAAAAUGGUCCCUAGCUUUGGACCUGAUUAGUCACGGCACGUGGUAAAAAACGCCACGGUGCCCAUGCAAUUUCUCUAGUCUUUCUUAAGUGUCUGACUCCUCCACGAGAACUGGGAAGGCAUGCAUUCGGGAAUUAAAUAUUAAGUUUAUACAUUUACAAAGGUAACGGCACAUCCAGAAAUUCAAAAGUUAAGAUUUAAUGUUAAAUUAUAUCGUGUAAUUUAAUUCUCUACUGUCUACUGUCAUUUCCCCAAAUCUUCCGCCGAUCUUUGUAAUGGACCAGGUAGUAUCGCCUCAAGUGAACCAAACAUUUAGACAAAGGUCUUGUAAUUUCUACUUUCAAGUUCUAGUGAGGACAAAGCAUACCCACUGGUUUUGGAGGAUGAGGUGAUCAACGUCUACUGUCAUAUGACCAUGGGUACGACUGGUAAUGGCGCAUGCAGUAAUGGUGGAUGGACGCUGGUUAUAAAAAUGGAUGGUAACCAGGUAAAGUCACUUUUAGUUUCUUCACGAUAUAUUAGCCUUAAUUACUUGAUGAAACAGUAUAAAUUGAAAUUUUUACACUGGAAACAAGCGGCUGACAGCGCCUAUAGCUUCUUAAACAUUAAAUGAAUAUAAUUAUCUAGAAUAUUCGAUAAUUUGAGUGUCCUUUUUCUUGAGGCACAGAGUUUAUUCAAUAAAUACCGUCAGGCUCAUGGCAAUGAAAUGCGUUGAAAUGAUCACAUUAUUAAUCUUUUUUAUUUUUUACACCCUUAGUCGGUCCUUUUAGUGUAUUUUGUUCAUUUUAAUUUCAAGAAAUAGUGAAAUUCUUGCACGGAGCUUUUCGUAUUUCAGCCCUUUCUUUUGUUAACUUUCCGCCAUUCUUGUGAAUGACUACUCAAAGGACGGUAAGCUGGGAUUGAGGAGUGGGAAUUCCUCAAGACCAUUCUGAGAGAUACGGUUAAAGGUUAUUAAUAAGAUUGACUACUUAGAUUUCGACUCCUUUUGAGGAGCUAUAUUUUAAUAUAAUUUCUUUUUGAUAUCAAAAAAUAAUAUGGCGUUGAUUUUCUUUACUUAAGUCAACAAGGCCCUUUUCUUACAUUAGACUUCAUAUGUGCCAAAUGAUGCUUAUGGAGAAAAGACUGAGCAAAAUCUAUUGUUUUCGCUCAUUUUCACUCAUUUGCAUUAGAUUGGGGCCAUUGGGCACAAUUAAGUUCGACGUUUGACACGGGUCUAACUAACAUUCCUCCUACAGCCAACGUUCCACUACACUUCCACGCUUUGGCAAGACAAAGACACCUUUAACGUUAAUGGAGGAAGGACUGGGUUUGACUCUCAGGAGACAAAACUUUCCUCCUACUGGAACACAUCCUUCUCCAAAAUUUGCCUCGGUAUGAAGAUCAACAACCAGGUCAAUUUUAUUCAAAUCACCGAGAGCGCCAGUUCCUUGUAUUCACUUAUCGCUGAUGGACAAUACCGUCCUACUUCACUGGGUCGUAACACGUGGUUUUCACUGAUUGCCUCUGGCGCCUCCUUCAAUGACAACUGUAACAAGGAAGGGUUCAACACCGAGUGCACCUACGCAGACCGCUCCAAAGCAAGAAUCGGUAUUCUUGGUAACAAUGAAGACGACUGUACUUCAUGUAACUCCAGGGUUGGGUUUGGUACUGGCGGAAAAAACGACGACUCCAACACAUGUGGAAACCACGCUUCCAGCCAAAACAUAAAGGCCUUUGGGUAUAUAUUUGUGCAGUAA